Molecule: messenger RNA, 1745 nt
Organism: Cinara cedri
Lineage: Eukaryota; Metazoa; Arthropoda; Insecta; Hemiptera; Aphididae
Source: the annotation of a GenBank genome assembly
AUCGUAUACUUUUUCAGCAAAAAAUAGUAAUUAUACAAUAUUAACUCAAUUUUCAAAUAUAAAACUUUUUCAAUUUGUUCCACUUUUAAAUGUAGUUUAUAAAAAACAUCGAAACACUUGUGUAAACACACAGAUCUGAUGACGUGCGACAAAAUUUGAUUUUCUUCGACAAAUGUGUGAUGUGUAUACAAUACAAAAAACGAUGACAGCAAUGUUUGAAGAAAAUAAAUAAGAUCAUCAGUAUACUCUGUGAACCCGUUAAAAACUUAAUUGCGUCUUGGUGUAGAUUUAAACAAUUAUUUUUAAAAACCGUCAAGCAGUACAAUGUUCGUUCUUAAAGUUGUAUUGGUAUUGAGCGCAGUCCUAUGGAACGUUGCGUCGGGGGGAUUGAUAAUGUAUGACACCAAGUCUUUUUUAUUUGAAGUGAUGGAAAACGAUGCAAUAUGGGCUGAACUCCUCAACAUCGGGAUAAAAAUAGAGACGUGUAUAGUGUCAACCUCAGCCCGAACAGUACUUCAUGAAAUGGGAAUGAUCACGGUGAAUAUCCAAAAGCUAUGCAUGGCAAAGGAGGCGAUUGAUUAUGGCUCGUCGAAUCAUCAAACGGUGUUAGAAAAGUUUAAAUCUAGACGGCAUAGGAAAAAGUUGAUAAUGUCUAAAAAUACGGAAGGUGAUAGAUAUGAAGAUUUACUAGCUAAAAACGAGAUAGCUGACGAUGAAGGAGCGAUGAAUGUUUCAUCGAUGAUGGCCUCAUAUAAAGUUGAAAAUCUUCAAAAUGAUAUUGCCGGUGCAAGUCUAAGCACUGAUACGGAGUACGAAAAACCCGUAGACAAAACCGUAGUGACUAUCAGUGCCUUGCAAGUACUCGUCCAUAUAAUUUCUACGCAUUACGAGGAGAGCGACGCGCUAGAAUUCGGUCUGUCCGUGAUCGCAUCAGCCAUCAAGUGUCAUGUUUUACAGAUCAUUUCAAUUAUGUUGCGAGCCAUUGACGAGGAGACGAUCAAUGAUUAUAAAUCUGAAUGGUAUAGCGAUGUUUGGGUUAGCUUAGAGCUGUUCAUAGACAAAAUUGCCUGGCUCAAAGAGACGCUGGCAAUCGAGAGUACAUUGUACCGAGAAUGGGAAAAUUUGAUGCUCCAUACUAAUACGAAUGUCUUAGAACCAGCCAUGGAUGAGUUAGAAUUUAUUCGGGAUCUCGUGGACGAGAGUCUAUAUUCUGCAUGCGAACACAGCUCACACGAUCAGAUCGCUAAAAUUUUGAAAUUUAACUCCGAAAUCGAUCGCUGGACAUUUCCUAAAGGCAUACGAUCCAUUUUCAAUAAAUCUAACAAAAAAUUACGAAAUAUAUUUCAAGCCAUACCAAUCAGCACUAUGGAACCAAAAGUCUGGACUAGUUAUCUCAAUAAAAUGGUGACAUAUUUUAAGAUUCUUAUUAAUUCGCCUGGGUUCAUCUAGUAGUUUAUUAGUAUGACCAUGAUUAAUCAAUAUAUUUUGUACCGUUUAAUUUAUAUAGUUUACACAUUUUCAUAAUAUUAUUAUACUUUGUGCUUAAUAUAAUUCCGAUUAUAAUUCCGAUAAUGUCAAUAAUUUUUUUUUACUCCGUAAGUACUAAGUUCAUGACAUUUUUAGCAUGGCUAUGUUUGAUCCUUAUAAAUAAUAACAAUACAUUCUAAACCACGAAUGGAUGAAAUAUAAAAUGAAAUGAUUCGUAAACGUACUACGUUUCAAAAAAUUUGUCUACCGAAUAAGAG